Messenger RNA from Chaetomium strumarium, 2924 nucleotides. RefSeq names its product fungal-specific transcription factor domain-containing protein. Gene Ontology annotation, molecular function: zinc ion binding; DNA-binding transcription factor activity, RNA polymerase II-specific; RNA polymerase II cis-regulatory region sequence-specific DNA binding. The record is from RefSeq and is a predicted model, not a curated record. The transcript has a single exon. Gene Ontology annotation, cellular component: nucleus. Bases 292 to 2586 code for a protein of 764 amino acids. Gene Ontology annotation, biological process: positive regulation of transcription from RNA polymerase II promoter by galactose; DNA-templated transcription. Lineage: Eukaryota; Fungi; Ascomycota; Sordariomycetes; Sordariales; Chaetomiaceae.
AGCAGUUCAUGUCUGUUAAAUCACGCUUUCGAAGAGGAAAGUAUUCUCACUUGCAAGAUAAGUAGGGUAAAUUUUCUGCGAGCACUAAGCAGACUGCAACACGAAAACGGCGCUUGAAGCUUGAGGUGGUUUUUAUUAGGCAGCGACGUUGCCAACGUCGAGGACAAUUUCCCCGUAGCCAGACCCCGGCCGGAUAAGGCCUUGCGCAUCUCAACCCCGAGAUUUGCAAGGCUUGCCGGCUGCUGCUGCCGUGGUCAAGUCUUCCCCUCGCCAGCCAGCUGGCACCUCACCAUGGCCGCGGCAUUCAGCAAUACAGCGCCGGGCGCAUCCGGGGCGGACACUGCCAAGCCCGGUCAGUCGGCCCCGUGGCCCCGGCGGAAGCGGAACCAAGUGAUCCGGGCCUGCGACUGGUGCCGGAAGCAUCGCGUCAAGUGCGACACGCAUUCGCCGUGUUCCAACUGCGCCAAGAGGGGCGGUGGGUGCAGCAAUGAGUCCAUGAACGCGACUUCGCUUCCCCUUGCCCAUCGCGAGAUUGAGCGUUUGCGACAGAAAGUCCUGGAGCUGGAACUGGAACUGCAGCGGGAGCGGGCUGGCGGGCUGGCAGGAAGCAGCAGUCUGUCUCCUCCGGCGCUCAGUGUUAGCUCGGAUCAUGGGAUCGGGCUCAUUGGAGACUCGUCGCGCAUCAACCUCUGGGGCGGCAUCCGCAUGAGCACGGCCCGGUCGCCGCACAAGACGUGGUACGGACCCUCGUCGCUGUUCUACUUCAUCAGCCGCAUCAACGCCUUCUUGGACGGGUCUCUCCAGCAGCGACACUCGGCAGACCACAUGCUGCUCGACUCAUCUAGUAGACGCCUCGAUGAGCCGGCAGCGACUCCCGAGGCUGAGGAGCCCUCGCAGGACCCUCGUGUGGGCGGCGUCACAAAGGCAACCUACCUGAGCCCCACGCAAGAGGAAUAUUUCCUCGACCUGUUCUGGCAGUCAUACCACACCUCUUUAUUCCCCAUACUCGACGAGACGGCCUUCAAGGAGCAUUACAGGUCGCUGUGGACGGCAUCCGGCAACACACGGAAGCCGUCGGCGCUCGUGGACAUAGUAGUUGCGAUGUGCAUGCAGUACGGCAUGUCUAUGUUGCCCGCCGUGAAGCAGCAAGUCUUCGGCGACCACAGUGACGCCGCCAUUGCCGGCCGCUGGCACUACCGGCGUUCCCAAACGCUGCUGGCCCGCGAGCUGGAGAGCCCCACCGUGUCAACCUUGCAGUGCCAUCUUCUGUCUUGCAUAUACCUGUGCUGCGGGUCUUUCCAGAACAUGGCCGACAGCGCGUGCGGCCUUGCUGUGCGUGCAGCGUAUAUGCUUGGCCUUCACCUGAACCCUCCACAGACCAUGCCGCGGCGAGAGAGGGAGAUGCGCAAGCGUCUGUGGUGGGCUCUCUACGUCUUGGACAGCAAGAUCGGCAUGAAGCUUGGCCGUCCGUUCCUACUCCCGCACCUCUCCAGCGCCACGCCUUCGCUCCCGGGCGAUGAUCUCGAUGCGGCACUGCAAUCGGGGUCCAACUUCGCCCCCUUGGGUGACAACGUCACAUGGCUGAGCUUCGAUCUGCAGCAGUCGAAGCUGUUCCAAGCCGCUCGGACAGUCCACACAGCCUUCUAUGACCGCAGUCCGAACGCCAACCACGGGCAGACCAUGUGGGAUGAUCAACAGGCGCUGGCGAGCCACGCAGAGUUCCUUGGCCCCUACAUGAGGGGUUUAGACGAAUGGGCCGCUGGCGUACCCGUUGCCCUCAGGACGGAGAGACAGGGCAAUGGCGCUCCGUUCUCCACGGACGACUCACCCCUCAACAUCGAACAAUUCGCCCCCCUGUGGCUCCAACGGCAGCGUCUGCUUCUGGAGCUGAUGUACCACCAUCUAUGCGCAAACCUCUACCGCCCGUUCAUUUCCUUUAGUAGCCCGACGCCGACGUCCGCCACCGUCGCAGAGGAGGCCGCGCUGAAGUGCGCGCUGCACGCCAUGGCGGUGACCCGAAUCACACACCAAGUCCUCUCUACCACCAACAUCUUGGCCGGCUGGCACGAGGCCUUCCAGCUUCAGUGGAACGCGGCCUUGACGCUGGUGGGAUUUGUGCUUGCACAUCCGCACCAUGUAUCCACGGCAGAUGCCAGGAAGGCCAUGGACCAGUCUGUUGCCGUCUUCGACAUCUUCAGCGAUAGCUUCGCGGUUGCGGCCAGCGCGGCGAAGAUCAUGCGCGACCUCGGCGCCAAGGUCAAUUUCCUCCACCAGCACCACCAGCAGCAGCAGCAGGGCCAAGGGGAGGCCACUAGUGGUAGCCUUGAUGAAGCGAACGAGGCGGCGGGUCAGACGAUGAUGAUGCCGGGGAACGCGAAGAUUCUGGAAGAUAUCUUGUCGAUGCCGGACAUUUCGACCGUGUCGAAGACGUGGGAUGGCACACUGAGCCGCGACGACCUGAAUGCUGCGUCCAUGCAGGACGUCUUCAACAUGGCGUUUGCUGUGGACGAAUGGAGCAAUCUCGAUUCGCUGUGGCCGACUAUGGACCAGGUGCUAAUGCCUGAGCAGUACAUUCUCGGGCUGUAAAAUGCCUCAGGUACGUUACCAGGUAUUGGAGAUUAAUGAAAAGACUUCGGGUGCAUAAUGCAAUAUUGCGGCUUUGCAACUGUGCUGCACGGACUUGUUUGGACGAGCAUCAAGGACAGCGAAAGCGAUGAGCGAUAGGAUUGGUUCGAAGUCGACACAGGGAGUGAUGUUCUAGAGUGAAACCAGUCGGAAUAUCAAACUGAGGGAGAGAGGUGCAAUACAACGAUCGGGAGUAAGUGACUGUAAGUCAUAACCGACCGGAGUCCUACGUGAUUUCAGCUUACAUCAAAUCCAAGGGCCAACCGGAGUCGCUCCUCGACCGGAGUGUGGGGGCGCCC